UGGGGCAGCGUGGGCCGGUGCUUUGGAAACGCAGAGCGCGCGCUCCAGGUAAAAGUUGUUGCGCCCAGGACAGGGUUCUCACGGUGGAGGAAAGGACUGCUCCGGGACACCACGCUGUGCGCCGGAAAGCUGGGCGGCUUCGCAGCCAGAGCAGCGCCUCUGCGGCGCAGGCGGCGGGCCGGGGCAGCCUUGAAGCCGGGAUCCGGCCCGAAGGGUCAGCACCAGCUCGCCUCCGGUUGGCGCCGCCUUCGAUGUCAUUCAAUGUCAAGUUCCAGGGCAGUAGCUUGGACCCGUUUGGCGAGCGCGGAGUGAGUGGCGCAGGAGGAGCUCCCCUAGGUCCCCGAAGCGUCAUCACGUGGUCUUUUUCCAAGGACAAGGCUGCCUGCAGUCAAGUAAUGGGUCUUUUUGGAGUUCCUGAGCUGAGUGCCCCGGAAGGAUUUCAUGCUGCACAAGAAAAAGCCUUCAGAAAGGCAGAAUUGCUUGUGGGCCGUGCGUGUUCCACCCCACCUGGGCCCCAGACCGUGCUGAUCUUCGAUGAGCUCUCGGAUUCCUUGUGCAGAGUGGCCGACUUGGCUGAUUUUGUGAAAAUCGCUCACCCUGAGCCAGCAUUCAGAGAAGCUGCGGAAGAAGCUUGUAGAAGUAUUGGCACCAUGGUGGAGAAGUUGAACACAAAUGUGGAUUUAUAUCAAAGUUUGCAAAAAUUACUAGCUGAUAAAAAACUUGUGGAUUCCCUUGAUCCAGAAACAAGGCGAGUGGCUGAACUGUUUAUGUUUGAUUUUGAAAUUAGUGGAAUCCAUCUAGACAAAGAAAAGCGUAAAAGAGCAGUGGACCUCAAUGUUAAAAUCUUGAAUUUGAGUAGUACAUUUCUUAUGGGAACCAAUUUUCCCAAUAAGAUUGAGAAGCAUCUCUUACCAGAACACAUUCGUCGUAACUUUACAUCUGCUGGGGAUCAUAUCAUAAUUGAUGGUCUCCACGCAGAAUCGCCAGAUGACUUGGUGUGAGAAGCUGCUUAUAAAAUUUUUCUUUACCCCAAUGCUGGUCAAUUGAAAUGUUUAGAAGAAUUGCUCAGCAGCAGAGAUCUUCUGGCAAAGUUGGUGGGGUAUUCCACGUUUUCUCACAGGGCUCUCCAAAGAACGAUAGCUAAAAAUCCAGAGACUGUCAUGCAGUUCCUUGAAAAACUAUCUGACAAACUUUCUGAAAGAACUCUAAAAGAUUUUGAGAUGAUACGAGGGAUGAAAAUGAAACUGAAUCCUCAAAAUUCCGAAGUAAUGCCUUGGGACCCCCCCUACUACAGUGGUGUGAUUCGUGCAGAAAGGUAUAAUAUUGAGCCCAGCCUAUAUUGCCCGUUUUUCUCUCUUGGAGCGUGCAUGGAAGGCCUGAAUAUUUUGCUUAACAGACUGUUGGGGAUUUCAUUAUAUGCAGAGCAGCCUGCAAAAGGAGAGGUGUGGAGCGAAGAUGUCCGAAAACUGGCUGUCGUUCAUGAAUCUGAAGGAUUGUUGGGGUACAUUUACUGUGAUUUUUUUCAGUGAGCAGACAAACCACAUCAGGAUUGCCAUUUCACUAUCCGUGGAGGCAGACUAAAGGAAGAUGGAGACUAUCAACUCCCAGUUGUAGUUCUUAUGCUGAAUCUUCCCCGUUCCUCAAGGAGUUCUCCAACUUUGCUAACUCCUGGCAUGAUGGAAAAUCUUUUCCAUGAAAUGGGACAUGCCAUGCAUUCAAUGCUAGGACGUACUCGUUACCAACACGUCACUGGGACCAGGUGCCCUACUGAUUUUGCUGAGGUUCCUUCUAUUCUGAUGGAGUACUUUGCAAAUGAUUAUCGAGUAGUUAACCAAUUUGCCAGACAUUAUCAGACUGGACAGCCACUGCCAAAAAAUAUGGUGUCUCGUCUUUGUGAAUCUAAAAAGGUUUGUGCUGCAGCUGAUAUGCAACUUCAGGUCUUUUAUGCCACUCUGGAUCAAAUCUACCAUGGGAAGCAUCCCCUGAGGAGUUCAACCACAGACAUUCUCAAGGAAACACAAGAGAAAUUCUAUGGCCUACCAUACGGUCCAGAUACUGCCAGAGGCCCCGCCCUACCUAGUGCUGUGUCCAGAAUUUGUGGGUUCUUGGUCUCACUGACUUCAAAAACGAAGCCGCCCGGACCCUCGUGUAUCAAGAAGCACCUGUGGAAAAAAAGGAUUCAAAAGAAGAAAACCAUAACCAUCUUACAAGUUUUUGCAUUGCUGAAGACUGACUUCACCCAGACCUACCAACUGGUCCUGAGACCCCCACCCAGGAACCUAUUCAGUGCAGGAGGACAGCUUCAGCUCCCUACGUCUUCAUGUGUGACCCAAUUGAUGAGCACUUCCUUCUUCCUGGCCCCCUACUGACCAAACUAUCCUUUAAAAACCCUAGUCACUGAGUUUCCAGGGAGACUAAUUUGACUAAUAAUAAAACUGGUCUCCCAUUCAGCCAGCUCUGCAUGAAUUAAAUUUUCUCUAUUGCA
Molecule: messenger RNA, 2485 nt
Organism: Pongo pygmaeus (Bornean orangutan)
Lineage: Eukaryota; Metazoa; Chordata; Mammalia; Primates; Hominidae
Product: mitochondrial intermediate peptidase-like
Exons: 20
Biological process (GO): peptide metabolic process
Cellular component (GO): mitochondrion
Molecular function (GO): metalloendopeptidase activity
Source: RefSeq, a predicted model, not a curated record